AAAUCGAGAACUGCCUGAACAGUUGCAUGUACACGUUUUAGGUGGUCAGUAAGCAAUAGCAGCCAUGCCAGAAAAUCAUAAAUUUGUGUGUCUUGAUGACUAUGAGAAACAUGCUUCCACUGUACUUCCAAGAAAUGCUUUGGAUUAUUAUGCAAGUGGUGCUGGAAGAGAACAUACUUUGAAACUUAACAGGAAUGCCUUCAAAGUACUGCGUAUUCGCCCGAGGAUGAUGAGAAAUGUAUCAAAGCGGGAUAUGUCCACCACAGUGUUGGGUAACUGUGUGUCAGUGCCAUUUGGAAUAGCACCAACAGCAAUGCAGCGUAUGGCUCAUCAGGAUGGAGAAUGUGCCACAGCAAGAGCUGCUGGUAUGAUGGGCACAAUAUUUACACUGAGUACACUUUCAACGAGUAGUAUAGAGGAAGUAGCAGAAGCAGCACCAUCUACUAUCAAAUGGUUUCAACUCUAUAUCUAUAAGGACAGGGCAGUAACGGAGGAUCUUGUUAGAAGAGCUGAAAAAGCUGGCUUCAAAGCACUUGUUCUGACUGUUGAUGCGCCCAUGUUUGGAAUACGUGAUGCAGACAUUCGUAAUAAAUUCUCUCUUCCUCCUCACCUGAUGUUGGCUAACUUUAAAGGAGUGUUUGCUGACAGUGUUCAGUCAUCUGGUGGCUCAGGGAUUAAUGAAUAUGUCAAAAACAUGUUUGAUGCAUCAUUAACUUGGAAUGAUGUUAAGUGGCUGAAAAGCAUCACAUCAUUGCCCAUUGUAGUGAAAGGAAUUUUAACAGCAGAGGAUGCAGUUAUGGCUGUUGACAGUGGUGUUGAUGCAAUACAGGUUUCCAACCAUGGAGCUCGUCAACUAGACUGUACUCCAGCACCUUUACAGAUAUGCACGCUUGGGGCACCGGUGCAUAGGUGUAUGGUGGCUCACGGCACCCUCUGGCUCUGUACAUUUCGGGCAUCCUGCUCUUCUCUUGACAGUCAUGUGGACGACCAGAAUGAGAUAGAAGUUUUACCAGAGAUUGUGCAUGCUAUAAAUGAUCGGUGUGAAAUUUACCUCGAUGGAGGAGUUCGAGAAGGAAUUGAUGUAUUCAAAGCAUUAGCCCUUGGAGCAAAAAUGGUUUUUAUUGGGCGGCCUGCAAUAUGGGGUUUGGCCGCUUCAGGACAAGGAGGAGUUAAGGAAGUUUUGGAUAUCCUUAAGUGUGAAUUUGAUCAUGCAAUGGCACUUUCAGGGUGUGCCAAACUUGGUGAUAUUCAACGUGAUAUGGUAGUACCAGAUACACAAUAUUGCAAACUAUGAAUUAGUCAAGAGAGUUGCUUC
Schistocerca gregaria is the source of this 1315-nucleotide messenger RNA. RefSeq lists its product as uncharacterized. The transcript is spliced from 9 exons. NCBI's taxonomy places the organism in Eukaryota, Metazoa, Arthropoda, Insecta, Orthoptera, Acrididae. The coding region runs from base 65 to 1294 and encodes 409 amino acids. Gene Ontology annotation, molecular function: FMN binding; oxidoreductase activity. The record is from RefSeq and is a predicted model, not a curated record.